UGCGUAACAUAAGCAAGCAUAUAAUCAUUGAUUUGCUUUUAGUAUCAAUAUCAUUAGUGUUUUUCAAAUUGAGAGGCUAUUUUGAAAAUUUUGUAUUUUUAAUUUAAUAUUUAUUUAAAAUGUCCAAUAUGUUUAAAAGAAGACUUCAAGCAUUGGGAUAUCUAGAAUGGGAUAAAGUUAAUAUAAAUGAUGUACAGCAUUUUCGAAAAGUUAUACUUUGGUUAGAAGAUCAAAAGAUACGUCAGUAUGAUAUACAAGAUCGAAAAGAGUUGCGUGAUAUAAAAAAUGAAAAUUGGUCUAAAGCAUUUGCUAAAUACUGCAAUGAUGUUAAAUGUCCAGUUUCAAAUAAUACUAUGAAUCAACUUGAAUGGUUAAUUGGAUAUGCAAUCUGGUUGGAAGCAGAAAAUAAUAUUGAAGAAUAUUCACAAAAUGUAAAAGAAAUUAAAUUGAAAAUGAAACAGGAAACAAUGGUGCCUCAUUUAAAAUCCAAGAAUCCACUUGACAAUUUAAACUUUGACAGUAAUGAGUUUAAAAAUGGAAUCUACUCUGUGGCAAAAUUACUUCGAAUUCCACGACAUCCGAAUCAUCUGGUCACACUAAAAGCAUGCAGUAAACUAGUACAAAGAAGAUUAAAUUCCGAAUGCUUACGGAAUCCAAAUUGUAAAAUCAUUCGAGGCAAGCCAUUUCCUGUGAUGAAUUGCGAUCCUGGUUUUCAACUGAAGAAAACAGCAGUGGAAAAUGCAGCUAAAAUUCUUGCUCUUCUUUAUAUUCAAGAUAUUAGGAAUCUUCAAACAAAGAUUAAUGAAGUGAUCGUCCAAGUACAGAAUAUUACAGCUAAUCCAAAAACGGAUACUAAAUUAGGAAAAGUUGGAAAAUAAAAAAAAGAAAUGAUA
Apis dorsata (giant honeybee) is the source of this 893-nucleotide messenger RNA. RefSeq names its product RNA transcription, translation and transport factor protein. Lineage: Eukaryota; Metazoa; Arthropoda; Insecta; Hymenoptera; Apidae. Gene Ontology annotation, molecular function: RNA binding. The transcript has 4 exons. Gene Ontology annotation, cellular component: tRNA-splicing ligase complex. Gene Ontology annotation, biological process: tRNA splicing, via endonucleolytic cleavage and ligation. The record is from RefSeq and is a predicted model, not a curated record. The coding region runs from base 120 to 878 and encodes 252 amino acids.